AUGGCAUCCAAGCCGGAGGGCAGCAUGCUCUGGGAAGGCCGCUUCACCGGCGGCCUAAACCCAUCGAUGGACAUUCUGGGCAGCAUCGCUUUCGCUUGCGCCAACGAAAUAUCCGGCAUCAUCACCCAGGACGAGUUCGCCCAGAUCAAGCAAUGCCUUUGCGAGGUACAGAAGGAACGGCAGACAGACACGUUCGAAAUCACCCCCACCAUCGACGAGGACAUCCACACCGUCAACGAGCCGCAUGAGUUCGGCUUUGUCUCUCUGGCCGACGCCGACUCUACAGGCAGCUCCCUCAUGCCGCAAAAGAAGAACCCCGACAGCCUCGAGGCAAGGGGCGUUCCUUUCCGCGAGACACACCACAUCUCGGGCCGCUGCGUCGCCAAGUCGGAGGAGACGGAGAUACUGAUGAACGAGUUCGCGUUUGAGCAGAUGAGGGAGAUUGACGAGUGA
Molecule: messenger RNA, 453 nt
Organism: Emericellopsis cladophorae
Lineage: Eukaryota; Fungi; Ascomycota; Sordariomycetes; Hypocreales; Bionectriaceae
Product: argininosuccinate lyase
Exons: 3
Coding region: 1-453 (150 amino acids)
Cellular component (GO): cytosol
Molecular function (GO): argininosuccinate lyase activity
Source: RefSeq, a predicted model, not a curated record